ACUUUAACUUCCCUCACACUGCUUCACUGUGGAAACAGGUUUGCUAAUAAAACAAAGAACAUUGGUUAAUCCACCCACCACCACCACCCAGCCAGCCACCUGCCUCAUGAUCAUCUUCUAAACUGUGUAAAAAUGGCGACAGCAGCCUUCAAAUCGAACUCCAAAAGAAGCGAUGGCUAUGGUUCCUCUAAUCCUCCACCUCAAAAACCAAAAAUACGAAGAUCUUUGAGCGUCAACGCUCUGUCAAGAUCAACUGAAACCGACAUAGCCGCAGAGUUCUUGAACAAAAGAGACAAUCCUCUAUACUGGGCAACAGGCGGUGACGCCAACGCUGAUGUGGGGGUGGUCGAGAGAGGCCGGUCUCGGUCGGUAAAGAGGGGUUCGGAUUUGAAGAAUGGUGGUGAGAAGGAGGCUCGCCGCAGGAGUUUGUCUCGGGUGAAUAAUGGAAGUGGCCGCAGGGGUCGAUCUGUUUCCAGGGCCAAAUUACCUUCUCAGAGUGAAGCAGAACAAGAAUCAAGAAUGCCAAUCACACAUGGAGGUAGGGGUCGGGCAUCUAGCAGUACUGGGAAGCUUCCUGUGUCUAGCAUUACAUCAUUUGAGAGGACUUCCCGUCCAUCCGUUGGUUCUUCUUUUGAUUCACAAGUGUUGAACUGCGAAGAUGGCAUCUCUACUGGUUCUCUGUCUGAAGCCGAAGAGAAAACAAUUAAAGCUGUUUAUGAGCAGAUGAAGUCAUAUGAAGCAAGCAAUUUGAGAAACGAUACAGCCUCAAUUGAAAUAUACGAAACUGUGAGAUCUGAAGUGAGACGUGCUAUUGCCGAUAUGCAGGACGACCUUCACGAUGUCAUCCGGAGAAACAGCAGUGGUGGUCUUGUGAGUAGGGAUAUAUCUCCAAAGUUGGUUAAACCCGGGGCUGUUGAGUUAGUGUUGGACAUAAGAAGGGAAUAUGCCAAAGAACUCGAAGCGUCCCAAGAACGUGCUAGAAAACUUCGAUCAGAUUUGGCUAUUGAGGAGCAUCACAAGCAGGAAUUGAGCAGAAUUCUCAAGGAGACACUUCCAGAACCCAAGACCUCUAGUUCUCAUAGAUCUCGUUUAGGAAGAAAAAGUAGCAGUGAAAGAAAGAAGAUGUCAAAACGUUUGACAGAUGAAGCAAUGUCUUAUUUUGAUGAAUGUGUUUCGAUAUCCACUUUUGAUAGUUCUGAUUUCUCAGCAGCAGAAGACCCAUCUGUGAACUCAGUCACCCCUGCUCCAAACUCUCGCAUUGUGCAACAGAUUGUUCAUGAUGAGCCAGUAUCCAGUUCAGUGGUUGAUAGUAGUUGUAACGAACGUGUGAUGGAUAGCGUUGUUGAAACCACUGAUAGUACAGAACGUGACAGGAAAUCCCUCUUCUCAUUUGGUCACAAACCAACGGAGAGCAUAAAGCUGCAACAUGACAUAGUAUGUUACAUCAAAACGUUUGAGAAAGAUGCUUGCAUAGAUGGAACGACAUCAAGAUAUAAUUACAACACAGAUGCGUACGGACUACUUGAUGUCAGUGAAAGCUUAUUGUUUGAUAAGGUGUUGUUUAGAAACCGGCAAGAGUCUGGUAGUUUGCAUAUAUGUGGCGGGGUUGUGGUUCCAUUUUCGCCCUUUCCUCAUCUUUUUUGAAGAUUCUAGAUAUUGUCAGUGUAAGGUUUUCUCAUGUAAAAGGUGGUUGUUUCUUUUCUUUGUUGUUGGAGGUCUUAAAGAGAGAUUGUUUUUGGUUUUACAUAAAUAUUAUGUGAAUUAAGGAAGUCAGCCAUGAAUGCUGAUUUGGGACUGA
This is a messenger RNA of Helianthus annuus (common sunflower), 1798 nucleotides long. RefSeq lists its product as uncharacterized. The transcript is spliced from 8 exons. Lineage: Eukaryota; Viridiplantae; Streptophyta; Magnoliopsida; Asterales; Asteraceae. The record is from RefSeq and is a predicted model, not a curated record. Bases 133 to 1644 code for a protein of 503 amino acids.